Branchiostoma floridae (Florida lancelet) is the source of this 1715-nucleotide messenger RNA. Its product is annotated as fibropellin-1-like. The record is from RefSeq and is a predicted model, not a curated record. Gene Ontology annotation, cellular component: plasma membrane; protein-containing complex. Gene Ontology annotation, molecular function: calcium ion binding. The coding region runs from base 126 to 1565 and encodes 479 amino acids. NCBI's taxonomy places the organism in Eukaryota, Metazoa, Chordata, Leptocardii, Amphioxiformes, Branchiostomatidae. The transcript has 10 exons. Gene Ontology annotation, biological process: heterophilic cell-cell adhesion; establishment or maintenance of epithelial cell apical/basal polarity.
AGCCUGGUUUAGUCGCUCUUCUAUACGGUCCACCCUACAUUGCUGGCCGGCGUCACACAGACUUGGUCUAUACUGUUGUAACCAGAACUCUGUCCAGGCAGUCGAGACUGACAUAACAGACGGCAAUGAUGUGGAAGUUUCUGUUCCUCCUCGCGGCAGUAGGCACCCUGCCCUCCGCUUCAGUCGGCCAACAGGUGUACCUGGCCACGAUUGACACCUGGUCCUUUUGGAAGAUUCGUGCGACAGGACAGAUGACCAAUGCUAACGUGAAAGCCACGUGUGAAGCGGCGGGGAUGAGGUACCCAGGCUACCGGACAGGUGCGGAUGGGUGUACCUACCUGUGGGCAUCAGACUGCAUCACGUUUCACCAUGCCGAAUGUACAACGCUCGGGGCUCUCUCGAGUGAGCUGUGUGGACACACGGACGGGGCUGGCAGUCAGUGUCAGCCGCUUGAUGACACCUUUGUGUACAUCCCUGGCUGGAGCUUGUACGGUGCGUACGGAGUGGAUUACGACACUCAGACCACAGGCCUGCAAGGAGGAAACUACAACGACAUGUACGCGCUGUGUGCAGCCCCUGCGUGUGUCUGUGUCCACGGAACGUGUACAGACGGUUCGACGUGUACCUGUGAGGACGGCUGGACCGGACACAACUGUGAUCAAGACAUAGACGAGUGUGCGAGCAACCCUUGUUGGCUGGGAGGGACCUGCCUCGAUCACGUGAACGGCUACAGCUGUGCCUGUCCUGAAGAUGUCACCGGGAAGAACUGUGAAACGGUGAUCUUUGCCGGAGAAUGUUACCAGUUCUCCCCCACCGCUGCUGCCCACCUUGACGCGGCCCGAGCCUGCCGAGCUCAGGACGGUCACCUGGUGGAUAUAACAGACCAGCAGCAGCAAAGUUUCCUCGCUGACAAGGUCGCGGCUACCUCCGGCGUGUCGAACUGGCUGGCCUUCAAAACAGCACCGGCGGUGUUUCUCUACAGUCACGGGGCUCCUUUAUCAGUCCCCCUGCAGUGGUCUGCCAGUGAACCCGCCGCUCCCUGUGAUGACCUGUGUGUUCUCCUGGACAGCUCGGACAGCUUCCUGGCCAAGACAGCACCGUGCACGGAGCAGCACAACUACGUCUGCCAGGAUGACCUGAAACCCUGCGGGCAGAACAUCUGCCAGAACGGCGGCGUCUGCACGUCCUGCUUCAACGACUCUGCCGCCUUCUGCGACUGUCCUGCCGGGUUGGACGGGAAGACUUGUGAGAUAGACAUCGACGAGUGUGCCUCCGGCCCGUGCCAAAAUGGCGGGAGUUGCCAUGACAACAUCAACUCCUACACCUGUCAAUGCCCGAUCGGUUACCAAGGAGACCACUGCGAAUCAGAAACGGAUUGGUGUUCCCAAGUCCAGUGUCCUCUUGGAUUCGUCUGCCAGGACUUUACCUUCUACUUCGUCUGCGUUCCACUGUGUGCAUCUACCACCACCCGGGGGCUGCCUUACCAGUGCAGCAGCGCCUCCUGUCCGGAUGGCUUGAACUGCACCCCUGAAGGCGUGGCGGCCUUUUCAUGCAGGCCUGAGUGACGUCACAACCAGGGCCUCCGGCUUGACGACGACCAGCCAAUGGCUGCUUUAUGCACGCCUUGAAAUUUAGCGUUUUUGCCUGAUUUAGAGUCUAACCAGAGAUAGAAGCACCGCAUGGAAAUAGAAUACGUUACAUCAAUAAACCACCUG